AUGUCCCCAGUCCUGGCCUGGCGGUCACUAAGUAACAGACAAUAUGCUGCUAUGUCCCCAGUCCUGGCGGUCACUAAGUCACAGACAAUAUGCUGCUUUGUCCCCAGUCCUGGCCUGGCGGUCACUAAGUCACAGACAAUAUGCUGCUAUGUCCCCAGUCCUGCCAUGGCGGUCACUAAGUCACAAACAAUAUGCUGCUAUGUCCCCAGUCCUGCCAUGGCGGUCACUAAGUCACAAACAAUAUGCUGUUAUGUCCCCAGUCCUGUCAUGGCGGUCACUAAGUCACAGACAAUAUGCUGCUAUGUCCCCAGUCCUGGCGGUCACUAAGUCACAGACAAUAUGCUGCUAUGUCCCCAGUCCUGCCAUGGCGGUCACUAAGUAACAGACAAUAUGCUGCUAUGUCCCCAGUCCUGGCGGUCACUAAGUCACAGAAAAUAUGCUGCUAUGUCCCCAGUCCUGCCAUGGCGGUCACUAAGUCACAGACAAUAUGCUGCUAUGUCCCCAGUCCUGCCAUGGCGGUCACUAAGUCACAGACAAUAUGCUGCUUUGUCCCCAGUCCUGUCAUGGCGGUCACUAAGUCACAGACAAUAUGCUGCUUUGUCCCUAGUCCUGCCAUGGCGGUCACUAAGUCACAGACAAUAUGCUGCUUUGUCCCCAGUCCUGGCCUGGCGGUCACUAAGUAA
Molecule: messenger RNA, 683 nt
Organism: Coregonus sp. 'balchen'
Lineage: Eukaryota; Metazoa; Chordata; Actinopteri; Salmoniformes; Salmonidae
Source: the annotation of a GenBank genome assembly